Aplysia californica (California sea hare) is the source of this 631-nucleotide messenger RNA. RefSeq names its product NADH dehydrogenase [ubiquinone] 1 alpha subcomplex subunit 8. The transcript is spliced from 3 exons. NCBI's taxonomy places the organism in Eukaryota, Metazoa, Mollusca, Gastropoda, Aplysiida, Aplysiidae. The record is from RefSeq and is a predicted model, not a curated record. Gene Ontology annotation, biological process: mitochondrial electron transport, NADH to ubiquinone. Bases 68 to 583 code for a protein of 171 amino acids.
CUGAUGAUUUUCUGUUACUUCCGGUCACAGCAAGGUCACCUAAAAUCUACGGCAAACAGGCGUCAAAAUGCCGUUUACAAAUCAAGAUUAUUUGCCUAGUUAUGAAGAGCUCACUGUGCCUGAGCUCGAAAUUACUUCUGCUGUGUUUCGUUCCACGGCACAUCACCUGGGAAAGUAUUGUGACAACGUGAGCAAGGAGUUCAUGCUGUGUCGGUCAGAGGAGGGCGACCCCCGCAAGUGCAUCAACGAGGGCAAGGAGGUCACUCGGUGCGCUUUCGAAUUCCUGGGUCUGGUGAAGAAAUCGUGUCUUGCUGAGUUCAACCAGUACAUGCAAUGUAUCGAUCACUCUGGGGGUGAAAUGGAGUUUAAGAAUUGCCGCAAGACGCAAGCGACCUUCGACAAAUGCGUCAAGGACAACCUGGACCAGGACCGGCCAGAGCUCGGCUUCUUCGGCAAGGUCCGCCUGCACUCCUCCAACCGCCCCAAGCCCACGCCCAGCCCACACAUCCUGCCAGAGCGGGCUCCCGACCCGCCAGACUUUUCCAGGAAGACAGACCCGUCGAAGGGCCCCCAGAACUGGUGAUGUCAGCGGCAGAUGUACCGAUGUGUUGUUACCAUAUAUAGUGGUCCC